UUCCGGUGAUUGUGACGCAUUAGGGGUUCGGCUGCAGACGCUCGGCGCUGGCUGGAGCAGUCAUGGCGGAGUGCCGGUCGGCCGAAGCUCGCUGGUUCUUCACCCGGGAGCAGCUGGAGAGCAGCCCGUCCAGGCGGUGCGGGGUGGAGGCGGACAAGGAGCUGUCCUACCGCCAGCAGGCCGCCAACCUGAUCCAGGACAUGGGCCAGCGGCUCAAUGUCUCGCAAUUGACAAUAAACACUGCCAUUGUUUACAUGCACAGAUUUUAUAUGCAUCACUCUUUUACCAAAUACCACAGAAAUGUAAUGUCUCCUACUGCUUUGUUCUUGGCUGCCAAAGUUGAGGAGCAGCCACGAAAACUUGAACAUGUCAUUAAAGUGUCUCAUGCUUGUCUUAAUCCAGACGCUCAACUUGACACAAAAAGUGACACAUACCUGCAACAAGCGCAAGAGCUAGUAAUACUUGAAACUGUACUGCUACAGACAUUAGGCUUUGAGAUCACUAUUGAACAUCCUCAUACAGAUGUCGUCAAAUGUACCCAGUUAGUGAGAGCAAGCAAGGAUUUGGCACAGACGUCCUAUUUCAUGGCUACCAACAGCUUGCACCUUACAACAUUCUGCCUUCAGUACAAACCGACAGUAAUAGCAUGUGUGUGCAUUCAUCUGGCUUGCAAAUGGUCCAACUGGGAAAUUCCUGUAUCAACGGAUGGCAAACACUGGUGGGAAUAUGUGGAUCAAUCAGUUACUCUGGAACUGCUUGAUGAGCUAACUCACGAAUUUCUGCAAAUUCUCGAGAAAACGCCAAGUAGACUGAAAAGGAUUCGAAACUGGAGGGCUAGCCAGGCUGCAAGGAAGCCAAAGUCUGAUGGGCAGCUUGACAAUUCCCUCCUUGGUCCAUCCCUGGUCCAAAAUUCUAUAUUGAUGGAUCCUGUUGCUGGCAUCACUGCUAAUGCAAGUUUUCCCAAGGCAUCCUCUUCCACUUUUCCUCCACCAAUAGCUUUGAACUCAGGAAGCAUGCCUAUCCAGGCAGCUCAUAACCCAGAUGAACUGGCAAUACUGACCACAGCAAUGCCAAGUACCUCAUACACUAUGGCAUCCCACCAUGAAUGGCCUCAACAUCAUGAGCAGCCUAGAACUGAACAAGUGUAUAAUCCCAAAACCGAGAACUCUUUAACUGUUGCUCAGUUUGGCAUAAACUUUCAACAAGCCACUGCUGUACAGCUUCAUUCGGGCCUGCACCGUGCUGAUAAAGGUUCAGAGCACUCUAUUAAGCCAGAGCAUGCUCAUAAGCCAACAACUGCUAAACAUCAUGGUCAAAUUUAUGCACCUCCUAUGGCUGUCCCUCAUAAAAUGUCACUGGACAAAUACAGGGAGAAGCGUAAACAGGAAACCGUUGAAGUAGAUGUAAGGGAUAUGUAUGCACCAGUCCACAUGGAAUUGCAUCACAAAAAGCACUCACAUAUUCCUACUGGAAGCUCUUUGACAUCACCUCCUAAACUGAAAAUUCAGCUUCCCAACUCUGACAAGACUGACAAACAUUCAUCUGAUAAAAAAGAUAAGGGUGUAUCGCUCAAGUUGCGAAUACCAAUUCCACCUGGGGAGAGACCCUCUAACAAAGAGGACCUGAAAAUGAAAAUAAAAGUACCUUCCGCUGACAGACACAGCUCAUCUGAUGAGGGCAGUGGCAAAAGCAAACACUCGAGUCCACAUCUGAGCAAAGAACAUAAAGAGAAGCACAAGGAACAUUCUUUCAACAGACACCAUAGCAGCAGCCACAAGCAUUCCCAUAGCCAUGGAAGUGGAAGCAGCAUCAAUAGCAAUAGACUUUACACAGAUGGAAUGUCAACGACUGUUUUGAGGAGUCCAAUUGGCCUGUCUAACGAUGGUGGUACCUCGAACUCCAGCUCUUCCAGAAAGAGGCCGCAUCCCAAUGAUGCCUCUUACAACCACCACUCGAAAAUGAGCAAAAGUUCCAAAACUUCAGGUAGUUCUACUAGUUCUUCCUCUUCUAAGCAGUUUGUAUCCUCUCACAACGCUGUUCUUAACCAACCCUUACCCCCUCCUCCCCCUGUCACAUACCAGGUGGGCUACGGGCAUAUCAGCACCCUCGUGAACCUGGACACGAUGCCAGUGGAGAACAGCCCUGAACACGUUCACGAGUAUAAUGCAAGGAGCCAGCAUACGAACUACACAGAUACAUUCGACAUUCUGGAUUCGCUGUUAAGUGCCCCAGAAAUGAACACGUGAUUCUUUAUUGUAUAUUAGGUUUUUUUUCCCUCCCCCCCCCCCUUUUUUUUU
Pelobates fuscus (common spadefoot toad) is the source of this 2297-nucleotide messenger RNA. It is a transcript of the gene CCNT2, whose product is annotated as cyclin T2. Gene Ontology annotation, biological process: positive regulation of DNA-templated transcription, elongation; regulation of transcription by RNA polymerase II. The transcript is spliced from 9 exons. NCBI's taxonomy places the organism in Eukaryota, Metazoa, Chordata, Amphibia, Anura, Pelobatidae. Gene Ontology annotation, molecular function: cyclin-dependent protein serine/threonine kinase activator activity. The record is from RefSeq and is a predicted model, not a curated record. Gene Ontology annotation, cellular component: nucleus; cyclin/CDK positive transcription elongation factor complex. The coding region runs from base 63 to 2246 and encodes 727 amino acids.